AUGCCAAAGUCUCCACCCGUCACGAUGCUCAACGCCCUCAAGCUCAGCGAGCUUCUGAACAAGAACACCCACCCAUCCCUCUACCCCCGCCUCUUCGUAAUGUCCCCCAACGGCACCCUCAUGGCCUACACCACCCCCAUCGACAUCCGCGACCUUCGCGACCAAGCCGCUCUCAUCUCCAUGGCCUGGAAAGACCACGUCUCUAAGCUUGCGGAAUCUUCUCCAGACGCGCGCCCGGAAUUGGAGACCCUGACGAUUGAAACGGCUAACAACAACAUUAUCGCGCGCGCUAUUCAACCUUCCCUGCUCCUGGUUCUCGUCGGCGGCGUGCCUCCCUCCCGCAAGGACGUGUUCAAGAUCACGCCUGAGGCGAAGGGCGAGGCGCGGUACCCUCCUCUGGACGCCGGUGAUGAUGGGGCAGAGCCGGUGAUCGGAAGCGGGAAGGCAGCGAGUGUGCUGAGUACGAUGAGCAGCCGGGAGAAAGACGUCAAGGGAGGUGCACUGCACAUCCAAAGGAAGAAGAUAGACGCAUUGACCGACUAUCUUCGCGCGGAUUUCGAGAAGAAGGGAUUUGUCAUGCCGGAUGACGCGGGCUUUUCGUGA
Molecule: messenger RNA, 603 nt
Organism: Didymosphaeria variabile
Lineage: Eukaryota; Fungi; Ascomycota; Dothideomycetes; Pleosporales; Didymosphaeriaceae
Exons: 2
Coding region: 1-603 (200 amino acids)
Source: RefSeq, a predicted model, not a curated record